AUGUUGUGUUUGUGAUGGUUGAGGCACAGCCUGGCUUUGCUGUCUAUCGUGGUUCUCGUAGCACUGGCGAUCACAACGACGAACGACCAGUUCGACAUUUCAGAUUACCUCUAUGGUGUGGAUCAUGAUCUACAGGCAAGAGCUCGCGCAGGAAUUGAAGCUGAGAGGUUCACGUAUCAAACGAAAGCUAGGUAAAAUAGGCCUGAGGUCGGCGAUGCUCCCUGCAGAAUCAAACCGGACAGACCCUGUCCGCCGAGCAAGUACAGAACGCCUUCCGGGGUUUGCAAUAACGUCAGACAUCCUGUUUGGGGUUCUCGAGGCGCACCAUUCCUGAAAGUCCUGCCACCAGACUAUUCAGACGGUGUUGCAGCUCCCCGUCAAUCUCAAACGGGCUCCGUGCUGCCUACGCCCACGGAAGUAGUCCAAACGAUAAUUAGGCACUUAGAUCCGGAGCCAGAUGCUCACGAGGGUCUAACGAGCUUCUCGGGCGUAUGGUCCGAAUUGGUACUGCAGGACAUUGCCAGAAUGGUGCAUCCGGCUGGCCAGCCUAGUCUCUGCUGUUCAACCAAAGCGAGACAUCCGGAAUGCUACGAAGUUCGCGACGAGCAGAACGGUGGAUGUAAAAGUUACUGGCGAUCGGUAUCGAGUCUGACGGUGCAUAGAUGCAACUUUGAAGGGCGGGAACAGAUGAACGGCGCGUCAUCGUACCUCGACGGCUCUGAUAUCUACGGAACAACCGAUGAGAGGCUACAUCGGCUCAGGACGUACAUUCGAGGUAGAGUAGAUGUGUCCAUUUGCGAGGUUUGCAAAAGUACUGAGAACAAGGCGCUGGGAACGAUGUACACCGCCCUUCUGAGCGAGCAUAAUCGGGUAGCGGCGAGAUUGGCCGAAGCAAACGAGCUUUGGAACGACGCGAAGUUGUUCCACGAAGCUCGCAGGAUCGUCAUCGCUCAGAUGCAACACAUCACCUUGAACGAGUACCUGCCGAGCAUACUCGGGGAAGGAGCUAGAACCGAUCCGAGGCUAAUGCCUGUGGCUAGCGGAUUCUAUGGAGGUUACUCAUCGUCAAACGUCGGAGGAACGUACGAUGCCGUCGCGUUGGCUGCUCUCCGCGCUCUGACGUCUCUACGCAAGCACCGGAUGGACAAUGCCACGCGCUUGGAGGACCAUGUGAUCGCUUCCGCCAAUCGUAUUAGGUUAGAAUCCGGCCCAUCUUCUUUCGACUCCUGGCUAGACACCGACGUUCAUUUCGUUCACGUAGCCCGCGAUCACGGUGUACCGGGAUACGUCCGCUUUGUAGCUGAUUGUUCUGGGAACAAUGUCACGGUCCAGAAUUUCAAAGACCUGGAACAGUUCAUGCGCCCUACACACGGGAAAUUGCUGCAAUCCAUUUACUCCCAGGUAGAGGAUAUAGAUCUUCUUGUGGGUGGAAUUUUGGAGAUCCCUAAUAAAGGCGCGGCCAUUGGACCAACGUUCGAGUGCCUUUUGAAGAAGCAGUUCGUGAAAAUCCGAAACUCCGAUCGAUUUUGGUACGAGAACGAUCUUCCUCCAUCAGGAGUAAGUCCAGCACAGCUGGCCGAAAUCAGAAAAGUCUCGCUCGCUGGUAUCCUCUGCGCGAAUACGGACAUUCAGAAGAUUCAGCCAAAAGCGUUCAUCCAACAGGAUCCGUAUCUAAAUGCCAGGAUCAAUUGCGAUCAGCAUAGCGUACUCGACGUAACUCCCUGGGGGGAAGAGCCUCUGCCCGAACCGAUCAAGGAAAGUGUCAGCAGUAAACCCGUAACAUCGGAAUUGAUACCGAAUUUUAAUCCUAACCUGCUAGCAGCAGCUGUGAAAAAAGCCGAAGCCGACCUGAUCGAAAGAAAACAAUUAGAAUAUAAUUCCUGGUUAGAGCAGAGGAUAGCGGAUCCGAAAUCGCCAGCCGGUACGGCUGCCAGUUUCUCUAAGGCCAACAGAGACGCUCUGUUGUUAGCUAACUCAUCGAUCAUGUACGAGUUAGCCACCAAUGAAAUCUUGAACGGCAUACACGGUCUAAGACGCAGGAAACGACAAGUUUUCGAUACCACCGACAACGUUCUCGGUUUCCCCAACAACGACUUUUCUGAUUUGCUGCAGAACGUCGACAUAUCCGGAUUCUUGUCACAGAACAAGCCAACGAAUCACGAUGAAGUCGAAUGUCCCGUAGACGACAGUCCUUGUGAUCCCACCACCCCAUACAGAACACUCUCAGGCCACUGCAACAAUCUUCGUAACCCCAGCCUGGGAAAAUCGUUGACAACGUUCGCUAGAUUGCUUCCACCGAUAUACGAGGACGGAGUGUCGAAACCAAGAAUCACAGCGACCACCGGAGGACUUCUGCCCAAUCCGAGAGUAGUGUCUGCGGUGAUACAUCCUGACAUUUCUAAUCUCCACAAUCGAUACACAUUAAUGGUGAUGCAAUUCGCACAAUUCUUGGACCACGAUCUAACGAUGACGCCGAUUCAUAAGGGUUUCGCGGAGUCUAUACCGAGCUGUCGCCCCUGUGACUCACCCCGUACCGUACAUCCCGAGUGUAAUCCGUUCCCAGUGCCACCUGGCGAUCAUUAUUAUCCUACUGUCAACGUCUCAUCUGGCGCGCGAAUGUGCUUUCCGUCCAUGAGAUCGCUUCCGGGACAACAGCACUUGGGACCUCGAGAACAAAUCAAUCAAAACACCGGUUAUCUGGACGCAUCAGUUAUCUAUGGGGAGAACACUUGCAUCUGUAACGUCCUGCGCGGUUUUAACGGUCGUAUGAACGUCACUCAGAGUCCACACCGCGGCGCGAGGGACCUUCUGCCGCAAUCGGCGACCCAUCCAGAAUGCAAAGCCAAAUCAGGUUUCUGUUUCAUUGGCGGUGAUGGUCGGGCUUCCGAACAGCCAGGUUUAACUGUUAUGCAUACGUUCUGGAUACGCGAGCACAAUAGGAUCGUCGAGAGCCUAAGACAAGUGAAUCCUCAUUGGGACGGCGAGAAACUCUUUCAGCAGUCUCGUCGCAUCAUUAGUGCUAUGCUGCAGCACAUCACGUACAACGAAUUCCUACCGAGAAUUCUUGGCUGGAACGCAGUUACCCUCUACGGGUUGAAACUCCUACCUCAGGGAUACUACAAGGAGUACUCGCCCACCUGCAAUCCCAGCAUACUCACUGAAUUCGCUACGGCUGCUUAUCGAAUUGGACAUUCGUUGCUGAGACCACAUCUACCGAGAAUGGAUCGCAAUUAUCAGAAUAUCGAACCGUCUAUUUUAUUACGAGACGGAUUUUUCGAUCCCGACCCACUUUAUCGGCAAAAUAUGUUGGACGAAAUGAUCCGAGGUUUGGUAGCCACUCCCAUGGAGACUCUGGAUCAAUUCAUAACCGGGGAAGUGACCAAUCACCUGUUUGAAAUCAAAGGCAUUCCCUACUCGGGUAUCGACCUGAUAGCGCUAAACGUUCACCGCGCCAGAGAUCAUGGAAUUCCGUCAUACAAUAAUUACAGAGCGCUAUGUAAUUUGAAACGGGCCACCACUUUCGAGGAUCUAUCGAGGGAGAUGGCUCCGGAAGUCAUAGCUCGCAUGAAACGUAUAUACGCUUCCGUGGACGAUAUCGAUCUGUUUCCUGGUGGAAUGAGCGAGAGACCCCUUCAAGGUGGACUCGUCGGACCGACCUUUGCUUGCAUCAUAGCUAUACAGUUCCGACAGGCAAGAAAAUGCGAUCGUUUCUGGUACGAGACCGACGAUCCGAACAUUCGCUUCACCGAGCAUCAGUUAGCAGAGAUUCGUAAAGCCACGUUGUCGAAAGUCAUGUGCGACAACAUGGACGAGCAUAACGAUAUGCAGAGAGCUGCGUUCGAUCUACCAAGCAACUUCCUGAACCCUCGCGUUCCGUGUAGCUCGAUGCCACAAAUGGACUUAUCUGCGUGGAGGGAGACGAGGCACGGCUGCCAGAUCGGAGGCAGAAACGUUGCUCUGGGAGAAUCCGGUUUCCCUACACCCUGCACUAGCUGCGUCUGUACAGCCGAGGGCACUCAGUGCGCUUCCCUGAGGAUCACGGAUUGCAACCAGCUCUUACGCGAAGCUUCUCGAGAAGCUAUCCUGCGCGAUGAUGUGUGCACCGCCCAGUGUGGCUUCGUGUUAGCGGCCACAGAAGCUACCUCGAGACUUCAGCAGUUCACGACAUCGACCAGUUUUCCUGGUUUCGCGGGCCACAGAAACAGUCUGAGGAGCGUAUCGACGCCAGUCUCCUUUAAUGGCUUCAAGUUACCCGAUCUCUCACAGUUCAUAGGCUGA
Molecule: messenger RNA, 4278 nt
Organism: Dufourea novaeangliae
Lineage: Eukaryota; Metazoa; Arthropoda; Insecta; Hymenoptera; Halictidae
Exons: 7
Biological process (GO): response to oxidative stress
Molecular function (GO): peroxidase activity; heme binding
Source: RefSeq, a predicted model, not a curated record